AUGGGUGACCCGCAGUACAUGAAGUUCCCCGACCUCAGGCUGGCCCAGUCUGUCUUCACCCUCGCCUCGCCCUCCGCCUCGUCGUCAGCGAAACAAACAUCCCUCACAGCUCUCCAAGAUGCCAUCCGAGAGUACAAGAUGGCUCCCUUGUACCACUACCUCGCACAUCCUCAGACUGGCAAGUUGAAUGGCUCCGGAGAGUCUGGUUCGAGCCAGAAGACCUCAUCAUCCUCACCCAUGCCAUCGCUACGAAGAACAUCCAGCAUCAACACAACAAGCAUCAUCGGCGUUCUUGGAGGUGUCAAGCAGACCGGCGGAGCUGAUCUACCAUGGGAUGAGAAGUUGUACGAGUCGAUGAAGCGCGAGAACGAGGAAGAGCUGGCCGCUAUCCAGAAGGAGGAGGACGAAGCUGCUGAGCGUGAAGGCGACACCGAGGUCAAUACUGCCCGUGGCAAGCGCGCAGAACUCUAUGCACGUAUUGGCGACAAGGACAAGGCCCUCGAAGCUUUCGAGAAGCUCUUGGAAAAGACUGGUAUCCUGGCAUCCAAGAUCGACAUUGUUCUGGCCAUCAUCCGCAUCGCCAUGUUCUUCGACGACAAAACCCUGGUCAAGAAGAGUGUUGAGCGCUGUUCAGCCUUGGUCGAAUCUGGUGGUGACUGGGUAUGUUGCAGCUCCUGCGUCGAACGAGCCAUAUCUAACAUACAUCACAGNGACCGUCGCAACCGCCUAAAAGCUUACCAAGGUCUCCACCUCAUCACCAUCCGCUCCCAUGCUGCUGCCGCUCCCCUCCUUCUCGACUCUCUCAGCACCUUCACUGCCACCGAGCUUUGCUCAUACAGUAACCUGGUCGUCUACGCUGUCCUCGCUGGUAGCGUGGCUCUUNNCCCUCGCCGCGACUUCAAGUCGCGUGUCGUUGACGCUCCUGAGAUUCGCGCCAUUGUCGGUUCCGAAGACGCCAACGAGAGACUCGCCGGUCUUUCAGGUGCUGUUUCCUCGCAACCAUCAGCCGGCACUGACACAAACGCCAUGGACGUUGACACCACCUCUUCAGCCACCCCCAGACCCGCCGUCGUAAACCUCACCACUUUGAGUUCAGGUUCCGCCGAGCAAGAAAAGGCCGAACCCGAGAUCGACUUCUCUCCUCUUGCUCAGAUGAUCCGCUCUCUCUACUCAGGUCACUACCAAAACUUCUUCCGCGCCCUUAGCACAGUCGAGACCCAGUUCCUCGCCCAGGAUCGCUACCUCUAUGAGCAUCGCCGCUGGUACGUCAAGGAGAUGCGCCUGCGCGCAUAUGCACAGUUGCUGCAAAGUUACAAGGUUGUUGGCCUGGAGAGCAUGGCUCAGAGUUUCGGAGUCAGUGUUGAUUGGUUGGACCGUGAUUUGGCUCCGUUCAUUGCUAGCCAGCGCCUCCCUUGCACUAUCGAUCGUGUCAAGGGUGUCAUUGAGACACAACGUGCUGGUGACAAGAACAAGCAGUAA
This is a messenger RNA of Aureobasidium musti, 1479 nucleotides long. The record is from the annotation of a GenBank genome assembly. NCBI's taxonomy places the organism in Eukaryota, Fungi, Ascomycota, Dothideomycetes, Dothideales, Saccotheciaceae.